GUUAUCACGCGAAACAAUUUCACAACAGCCUGAUUAACAACAGCACCUGAAUACGCCGAAUCAAGCAGGCAAACGGGAGUUGAAAUCAAUCGUAAAACAAGGUGAGUUUUUUGUCGUAUUAUUUCGGUCAAUUCUUGACAAUUUUACAAACUCUUGCCGCAAAUAGCUGCCUGGUUUUAAAGCGAAACGCUAUGCUUUUGCUUGCUACAACCGGAGGCUAUAAGCGACAACGCGGUUUAAUCGCAUCUUGACCGGGCGAGGGACAGAAUGCUUUGCUGAGCUUUAUACGAGCGUAAAUAACUCGGUAUAUGUAGAGGAGUAGAUCUAUACAGCCACCCCGAUAACCAGGUUUAAAGAAAGGCCAGAAACGGUCGUACGUUUGAAGAAUUUCGCGUAUGUGAGGACACGCCGUUGUCGAGGGAUCAAAUUCUCAACUCCGAGCACCUGGUCUACAGAAGCGUGAAAUGAAUCGCUUGGCGGGCACAAAUGAUGAAUUUUUCUCAAGAUAAAUACUAAAGGUAUUACUGCGUUGCGUGACAAGUGCUAAAGGAGCGAGUUUCUGGCGUGUUUUACGAGCAGACUAAAGUGUUUUGCGUGAGGUGUCUCUGACGGCACCUGGCCCCUAUUGUAGCUGUGGUCAAUCACAAUAAAGGCGCCGCUUCGAGUGCUUGCUAGAACUCGGAAAAAACGCACGACUCUUAGUAUCCCUCGCACAAAAAGCCUUCCUCGCAAUGUUGUCGAACACUAUAGCGCUAUACAGAGUAUUUUGAGAGCCUCUAGGGCGGUUUUAUGCCAUGUUCUGGUCUCCACACGCGAACAAAGUUGCACAUGUUGAAUAUUUAAUUUAGACCAGAGAUUCGCAAUUAACACGAAUGAGACACGCGAUUUAUGAUCAGCCAGGAAAAGUAACAAAAUAUAACCCUAAAACCUCGACUGUAUGGACUAUUAAGAACGUAAAUUCGCCAAGCUAAAGCCUCCCUAAUUCUCCCUGGCUUCCAACAAGCGGACAUGCAAAAUAUUGUAAAAUAUAAUGGCGUGCAUUAUUUAUUCAUAAUGCUAGAAUAAUUAUCUAUGUGUCCAGGUGAAAGUUUCGUUUUUACAAAAAAACAACAAGCCGUUGGAUUUAAAUGAACACGGCAAAGUUUCCUUAACCGUAGCUUGAAAUAUAUAUCGUUUGAAUGAAAUUAUUUAUUCGCUCUGAAACGGUUCAACUGAGACGCUCGAUCGCUCUUGCUAACAUGGCGUGUGAGAUAUUGAGCCGUGUUUGUACAGUAUUUAAAUCGCGUUUGUACAAAUUUGCUUUGGCGUUCUUUGUGGUGUAAAAAACAGCCAUUAAAUAUCUUUUUAAAAGAACGCUUUUGUGAGGCGAUGUAGGGUUGGAAAAAAAGACAAAAGUGCUAUGAUAUUUCGGAAGGCGAACAAAGGAAGAUAUAACUAAAAUGAAAAAUGAUAUUCCGUUUGCCAGUAGCGGCUUAACUUGAUUAUACACGCCAACAGGCGUAUUCAUUUCCUUUGAGCUGGAAAUGACAUUUGCCUAGCGGUCGCCACUUGAGAUAGAGCGCUCGAGCGUGUGUUCAAAAUUCACACACACACACGACACUCGUAUAAAAGCGAAAGUCGAGAAUAGAAAAAUGUAUGCGCGACGUAUAUCGAAAUUGGCAUCAAAGCGAAAACUUUUAACCGCCAAAAAGCCCCCUGAAGCGAAAAUACUCUGCAUUAGUGAAAAGCAAAUAUCUCUUUGCGUUCGCUUUGAUUAUAGAGUCAGCUUCGCGGAAAAAAACAAUCAAAAAACGCGAUGAUGGAAAGUGGUGGAUAUAGUAUAGACUAUGAUGUGAUUGAGGAAGCCCCGGAAUUUGACGACAGACCAGUGAGGCGAACCUAUCCAGCGUUUAUAGAAGAUAAAACAUUCUUGCCAACUUUCAGUCUGUCAAGCAAACCCCGAGUCCUGGACCACGACGAGGAGGAAUACACGGAGUUGACACUAGGAGACGAAAUAAAUGAUCGCACUUUGGACAGCUCCGCACUCAAUGCUGAUGUCAUUGAUGAUAGCGAACGUUGGCAUGUCUGUCACAAAUGUAACAAAGUGUUCGGCACGGCCAAGGAGCUGCGAAGACAUUUACCACGGCAUAAAGUAUCCAAGAAAGUUUACGAAUGCGAGAUAUGUUAUAGGACCUUUACACAGUCCAACCAUCUUAAGCAACAUAUGCCCGUACACUCAGGUAAGAUAAAGAUCCAGACAUAUACAGUAAGGUCUGAAGAUUGCUGCACAGACUGUGAUAUCGCGAUACAUGUGACUAUUUGAUAUUUACGUGAUCGAGCAUGAUAUAGCGCUAAGGAUUCAAAUUACAACACAGUGAAUACACCAUGAUACAAGGCCUGUGUCUUUGUAUAACACUCUCUGAUGUUUUCACCGUGCAAUUGCUUGUGGUUUAGACUUUGGAAACGUAACUGCACGAAAGCAGUUAUGAAAAUGCAACUAGCCACCGCUUCCAGGUUAGUUUGAUGAAACUGUAAAUAAAAGUUUGCGAGUUCACGAUGACAACGAGGUUUAUCAAUAUCAGACAUGUUUCCUCUGCCGCUUUAUUAAGUAUAUCGGAGGCGGAGCAGCGAUGUUUGAAAGCUGUCUGUAUAUACAAUAUAUAUUCUUUCACUGAUCUUUCAAGCAUGAAGGAAAUAUCGCGCACAAAGCGUUGCUAACUAAUUUCACGCUCUUCUAUUUAUAACACGAGCUCAAUGUAUGAGGAAACUGAGCCAAAAACUAACAUUCACGCCUACGCUAAAAUUUUACAUCGUAAAUAAAGGUAUGACUUAUGAGAGAUUAUAUUAUACAGCAGGUACGAAUUUGAGGCCUAGUUUAUACUAUCAAAGUUUUUGUGAUCACCAGUGGGAAUUUUGCACUUUUGAAGGAUUUGUAAGACAUGUUUGAGGAAACUGAGUCACUGUUUAACACUGGAUCAGUUUCCUCAAACAUUUCUUACAAAUCCUUCAAAACUUAGAAUUUACCAAUGCAAAAUUCCUACUGUGAUCACAGAAACUUUGAUAGUGUAAACCAGGUUUACCAGAUUCUGUUAAUCCAGUGGUUUUUGUAAUGUUGACCAGACUGUAGAAAAUUGCAAGUGGAGUUCUGCCCAAACUUUGGUAUUGUGAGGAAACUAUACGAAAAUGCAAUUUACACUUGCUAUAUAACAUAUGGCAUUAUUUUGCAUUACAAACUUUUCAAUUAUCAAGUUGCUGUUAUUGCCAGCGUUUUGCACGCAAGCUGGAAACAUCUGCCAGACGAACUAGAGGUUAAAUAGUCUCUGUUGAUUUAGCCUGCGUAGGGUUUUAAGGGGUUGAGGGAGUCAUCCUGUACGACUUAUUUGGUCUUUGACUCAAUAAAAGACUUCAAAUAUACAUUGUUUUGUACAAUAUUGGAAAGUUUUGAAACAGGUGCAGGAUUCCAGUCUUUUUAUCUGGCUUAAACUUUGAAUAUUGAGAAAAGACUUUAAUUAAUAACCAGAGCGCGAUAGUGCAUGAUUUUUAGUCGUACGUGACUGGUACUUCAAUGAUUAUUGCCAGACACUUGCGCUGGUGAAAACUUCAGAUGACUCAAGGUGUACUUAGUCUACAGUACAGGUUUCAGAAAGGUAUUCAUUGAGUAAUCUGAAACUACGAGUUUAUAGAAGAAGAAGCACAAUUGUAUAUACAAAUACUCCUGCAUUUCUUAGCCGCAUCAGUCCAAUCAUGUUUAAAGCCAAGUCAUUUUAUGCACGUAUUCAGACUAAAUUAUGGUUUUAAAUAACUCGGGCUUGGAAAGUUCAAAUGGUACAAACAAAGCGUUAAGCACGCAGAUAGCAAGAAUAGCGCGUACCAGACCAUAAAUAUUGGUUUGGUUAGUAUAUCUCCGGUACUUAUGUAUUAUAAGUUGUUAAAUAUUACUAAUUUCCUGAUGGUAAAGAUUUUUCCUCAAAACCUUGGAGAACCUGCCAACACUUUCAAAAAAUCCUCAAGAAAUCCAAAGAUUUUCUUUCUGGACAAUUUUUCGAUGUUAUUUCAGGCUUGGCAAACAGCACGUACACAGUAUGUGUUCUAAUUUCAAUUCAUGUUGGACCAUUUAAGCAGCUAAUUUGCCACAUGCAAGUCAAUUUCACGCCUGUGCUUUGUUUCGUCUAUGCAAAAAAGAAAGUUCAGAAUAACGUAUUUGCUAGAUGUACAAAGUUUAUGUUUUGUACAGUCGCAAAUUAACUAUUCGUAUUAACCAUGGUUAGCAAAGAAAUUAUAUUCCAAGAGGAAAUAUUUCUAAGAAAUAUCCAAUUACCCACAUGUGUAAAUCCCAUGAGUCCAUGACAUGUGUUAUGCGUAGAGCUACUGACACAAAAAGGUUACGUGGGCUACACAUACCUUUCAGGAUUUGACAAUUCACGUACUUUACACGCGCCACGCAAAAAGUUUUGGAAUAUGGAUGUGAGAUAUGUAAAUAUGUUGUAAAUGAAGAGCAACGCUGUGUCAAUAUUUAACCGGCGGUUCCUGUCAAGUUUGCAUUGUUAUUUUAAUGAGCUGAUAAGGAAAAUAAUUCUGCUUAGCUUUAGAGAAAUAAUUAACAAAAGAGCUAUCGUUCAUACGCUGCAGUCAGGAAAGAAACUACAAACCUAAUUUAUGCGAGAGAAUCUUCCAUUUAAUUCCUUUUUUCCUCACCAUCCCAUAGUGAGAAAUCCACAACUAAAUUGAAACAAUGAAAUAUGCUAUAUUAGUUCUAAUUGAAAUUAGAAUAACUCACCUUUGUCAGUAAGGGUCAGACCAUUAGAAAUCCCGGGAGGGGCGGGGGUGAAAAUUCCCGGGGGAAAAAUUCGCGCAGCCAUUACAUCAGAGAAAAAAAAUUGUGCAAGCAAACAGCAAAGUGUAAAUAGUCUUGAAAAAAAAUUCUUGCAGAGGUUAAAUGCAUAAAAAAAACCCUGCAGAGACAUGAGACUGAAAAAAAAAUCGUGCCGCAAAAAUUUUAUACCCCCCCCCUCCCUCCCGGGAUUUCUAAUGGUCCGCCCCUAAGUUAGUAGCCAACUAUUAACUUCCAGGUACUAAUUUCACAACCAAGGGCCUUCCCUCAAAUUGUCGAAGUUUGACAAAUUGUAACUCUCCGAUAGCUGCAUCCCUAUCAAUCCGAAGCUUUCUCGUGAUAAGAGUGGCAUUUCAUGUGACAUACUGUGUAAAACCCGAAAUAUUUUGUAGUUGACUUUCCUUCGCUCUUCUCACACAAAUGUCGCAUUCUUUCAUUCCAGGAGAGAAACCAUUUAAAUGUCCUCAAUGUGACAUGACGUUCACGAGGUCGAGCAGUCUGACGCGACAUCAGAUCAUUCACAGCGGCAACAAGCCUUAUCAAUGCAAGAUUUGCUCCAAAGGAUUCAACCGCAAUGGAAACUUGAAAGAUCACAUGUUUACCCAUGCGCAGCACAAACCUUAUAAAUGCAAAAUCUGCGCUCGUGAGUUCGUGCAGUCCAACAAGUUUAAGUCUCAUGUUCAAAUGCACACUGGGACAUCGCUUGACGAGUGGGCCAUGUUUAAUGUGAACAUUAUAGAUGAUAAUUUGCGAGAGUCAUCGUAACAUGGAAUUCUGUGGAAGGGGCCAUGGUAUACAAAGAUAGCUGGACAUGAGAAAAGGAGAGAAACGUGCAAAAAAACUGAAAUGCAAGAACUUGAAAACAGUUUGAUAGUUUGCAGGAAACCUAAGGUAAGGCUGUGUAAAGUGGAACUCAUAUUUGUGAGGAUAAUGGAAAGCUUGGUCAGAGAGAACUGCUUUAAACUGAACUGUCACAAUUUCUAUUAUGGAGCCAUCUUCACAAGGCGCUGGGGGAGACAGAAAUGGUAUACAUACACAGAGAUAGCUGCAAAUAAGGACAGGUAUAGCAAACUACAAUCAAGUAUAGUAAACUUUUCAGAAGAAUGUUAAAAUUGAAGAAUAGAUGGAAGGAAAGCCCACAGAAACUUGUAGUUACUUCAAAGGCAUGAAUUUCAACAAGCAAUAGGCCAAUAGGGCAUGGUGAUCAUAUUUAUAAGAGAAUGCUAAUUAAACUACGUCAAAAUAUCCUGUAAUUCCAGUUUCUCAAGCAGCCCUGUUUUUUUCUGCCGACCCAUUGUUGUUUUGGAUACAGUUGGUUGCUUACUUAUUGACCUAGAUUUUUUGCUGCUUGCUCGAUCAUACAACAUGACAUGAAAAGUGGUGUCAGUUGUCAAAAUUAUUGCUUCUGGAAAUACUUAAAGAUGCGGUACAGUCCGAUCUGCGCAUGUGCACAAAGGAGCCUUCUUUUUGUUAUACAAACAGUUUAUUUAGGUUUUUAUUUAAUUUUAUGGUCUUGCAAAGUUUAAUUGUUGUGUCUUGAUAAUUUAUUAUACUCUAGAAUCAUGAAAAUAUAAAUAGUUGUCGAAUAAAAUUCAAUAUUUUGGAUACCGACAUGUAAACAAAGCCUUUGUUUACAUACGGACUGUACCGCAUCUUUAAUAUGCAUUGUGACCAUGGCAAGAUCCAUCACCAUUACUGACCAAUAUCAAACAAAAAAAUUUUCAAAUAAAAACUUUUCAGGAUACGAGACCAGAAUGACAGGAUUUUUUUGUUACCAUAGCCCAAAUGAAAAUUAACAUUUUUUCUCACUCUUGUAAAGUUGAUCACUAUUGUGAAACUCGCCUUUAUUACAGAAUAUUUGGUACAAAAAUCUAAGUUAUUAACUAUAUUUAUUAUAUAAACAUAAGUGCUACAUAGAGUUUUUGGUAAAAAAAUACGAUAUUUUUACGUGUGAAAAUAUCAUUUGUUGUAAAACGCAUUGCCACAGACGUUUUAUUACUGAAUUUUGUUUAUAUAAUAAACAGAAAAAUACAUGGGUGCUUGGAAAUACCAAAUUUAUUUCUUGUGUUGAACAUGAUAUCUCACUCGUUCGCUGCGCUGACUCGUGAGAUAUCAUGUUCAACACUCGAAAUAAAUCUGGUAUUUCUGUGCACCCAUGUAUUGUUCUCUAUGUAUAUUUCUAUAAAGCAUAUCAGAUACGGUUAUAAAUACUCAUAUUACUAAACAGAGAACAUAUUUAAGAACUAUUUAAGGACAUGCCCUCUGAUUGUGUACACAACAGUCAAGCUGAAAAUUUUGCUUGACCAUUGCGAGAAUCAAACCCACGACCUUUGGUCAUCCGAUGCUCUACCCAACUGGGCUACAAGGUGAAGUCGGUUGGGUGAAGGGUUUAUAUACUGUAAAGUUACCAGAAAGUGUACAGUACUAGGAAAAUGUAUUUUUUCAUAAGCAUAUGUAUUGUUGUGUUCAAUUUGUUUGUCUGUAGUACAGAACUAUCUUGUAUAUACAUAGAACGUAGUGAUAGUUAGCAAAUAUAUAGCAAUUUACCUGAAUAUUAUUACAUUUGGUAUAUUUUUUAUUUGAUAUUAAAAUGUACCUGUAAGGUAUUCCGUCU
Molecule: messenger RNA, 7424 nt
Organism: Paramuricea clavata
Lineage: Eukaryota; Metazoa; Cnidaria; Anthozoa; Malacalcyonacea; Plexauridae
Source: the annotation of a GenBank genome assembly